AUGUUCAUGUUAAUGAACGGAAGAAAAUUCGUGCAAGAUUUUACCUACAGACUUGAGUGUAAUUUUGCUUCUCCCUCUGGGGAGCCUGCAACCUGGGCUCCAGGCCAUCCAAAACAAUGGGGCCAGGAGAGAGCGAAGAUUCGGCUGGAUGGAACAGCAACAACUCCCACUCUCAGUCCCGAUGAUAGGCUUGUUGCAGUCGGGGUCGAUGAAGAAUUACACGUCUUUGAUGUUGCUACGCAGAAGCAUCUCGAAGUGUUGACAGAUGGAGAGCUGAUUGAGACUGUUAAGUUUGCGCCAGGUUUUGUUGAGAGCAGCGAUGGCCAAGACACCCACUAUGUUUUGGCAUCACAAAGUAGUGAUGAGAAGACUGUGGUUAUUCUAUGGGAGCUGGAUGAGAAUGGGAAACUCGCAGCAAAGACAAUACAUAAGCAAGAAGACAGACUCCGCUUUGAAGGUGAGCUAGGCUCUUUCAGUCCUGUUGAGCAUUCAUUCGCUUUACCUCCACAGAGUUAA
Messenger RNA from Monascus purpureus, 516 nucleotides. The record is from the annotation of a GenBank genome assembly. Lineage: Eukaryota; Fungi; Ascomycota; Eurotiomycetes; Eurotiales; Aspergillaceae.